UUGCCGCGUCAAAUACUGUUGGUGGUGUGUUGCGGUUGACUUUGUUUGGUUUCGUUUCGUUUGUUCAGCAAUCAACCGUAGACAGCAGAUACUCGAGAUCUCGUGCUGAGUUUUCGGUACGUUUUGGUAACCUUUCGUCGCAUUCGCGCUGUUUUCUAUGUAUACGAGCACCGUAACUCCACGGCGAAGCAUCUGAAAAUUCGAAUUAGCUCAGCGGUUUUUUGGCAAAAAUUUCUUUUUGUCGUUAUCUUUUUGGCAUCAUUUUCAUACCCGAAUAUAUGGGAUUUUAUAGUGUUGUUUUGCAUCGUCGUUAUUAUCUUUUGUUGUGAAUUGUUGCUAUUAUACAGUGUACGAGUAUGUACAUAUUUUGUAUAUGAAAAUGUUCGACUCGAGUCGCCGUUCACGCUAAACUUGAUUUUUAAGCUGAGCUUGCAAAAAAUACAAAACCAUAGUGUUUACUGGCGAAUUCCACAUAGAAAAAGAUACGAGCACAAAAACAAGUCUGUCUUUAACAGGCAAGAUGAUUAUAAGCUAUGAAAUUGUGUGGUGAAAAAAGCGACGUACCUAAUAAAAAAUUUCAAAUUAACAGGAUUUAUGAAUUGUUUGAAUUGAAGGCGCCUAUUUUGGCAGCAACUAAGUCAAAUUUGUGUUAAAGUCAUUAACUUUUUGUAAUCGAGUUUUAUUUAUUUAUAUUGUCCUGGAUUAAAUAUACUUAAAUAACUCGAUUUGGUGCGAAGAACUCGUUUCGAAAACGGUUUGUAAAUAUUGUGACUUCAUAAUCACAAGGAUAUGUGUAUUGUACAUGGAUAUUUUGUGUUGAGUGAAAGCAGCAAAUUUGAGUUUAAAAAAUAUUGAUUCUUGGAAAAAAUUCAAAUUAACCGACAAAAUGUUGGAUACGAGCUACCUACAGGACUACGAUGUCCCACGUCCACAAGCCAUAAAAAUCCAUAAGAAACUUUAUGCAAAAGCCAUCUAUGAUAACUUUGCUGACUCGCCGGAUGAGUUGGCCUUCAAAAAAGGCGAUGUCCUCACCGUUAUAGAGCAGGACACAGAUGGCUUGGAAGGCUGGUGGCUUUGCUCGUUACGUGGACGCGAGGGUCUGUGCCCCGGCAAUCGACUGCGCAUAUUGAACUCCUACGAUUCCGGUUGCUUCUCCUUGUCACCGCCACCCUCGCCCUGUCCCUCGCUGGCACCCAGCCUGAUUACCUUGAAUAGUAACUCCACCGCUUGCUAUGAUCAUUUGUCCAUCAACAGCAGCGGUGGCACCAUCAGCAGCAGCAGCAGUAGUCACCAUGGCAACAAUGCAACCGCCCACAGUGGUGUUGGACUGCGCGACAACCAACAGACACACCUCCUGACACAGCAGCAGCGACAGGGCACACGACGUUCCUGGCAUGUGUCGCCAAAUAAGGUAAUAACUCCCCAGCGACACGGUGAUGUUUACAUCUACAACUGGCCGGCAGCAGCAGCGUCAGUCAGUCAUCAUCGGCACAGUCAACCUUACCAACAACAACAUCAGAAUCAACCACAAUCACAAUCUCAGCAGCUUUAUAGCAACCAAAGUAUAUAUCAGAACAUCUGCAUGAUGUCGGCGACGGCUGCAAACUGUAGCGGAAAUGGAGGCGAGUUCGAGACUUAUGACACACCAAAGCCGGCUACCCCAGUCAAUUACGAUUGUCCCAAGAAUGUGUGUCGUACACCAACGCAGCUACGCUUCGGCGAUUCCAUGCAGCUCAAUAUGAAAGUCUGCUCUACACCCAUACAAGAGGAAUCAUAUGAUGUGCCACGCCCACUAAAUACGCUGAUUCAGCAUCAAAACACCCUGACGCCUAGCAGCUCGAAUUCAUCGUUGCUCACCAGCGACAGCCUGAGCUUAUCCUUUUCAUCAUCGAAUCGUUCAUCGCUGGCGAAUAUACCUGACUACGAUGUGCCACGUCGCAAUCCAAUACCGGUGCGAGCAGUACAACAGCAAUUGCUACUCCAACCAAGACAGCAGCCGACACAAUUCGUGAAUGGCAACAGUUCGACCUACGAUUUUCCGCUGCCGUCAAAUCUAAGCACACCGGUCGCAGAGAAAUCUUCCCCCAAUGCCACACUGCUGGCUGCCGCCGCCACCAAGGAGCUGCCACUAGAGUUGUCCUCAGCACUGUACACGCUCGAUAAACUACAAUUUGAAGCAACAAAUGCAAUCACAAAGUUGCUCUCCUUUGUCACGCCAAACUGGCGUCUACGUGAAAAGCUUGAGCCCAUAUUGAUGGACGUUAAGUUGGCCGCCGUACGUUUGCGUACCGCCCUUCAUGACCUCAGUGAGUUCGGUGAAGGUGCACUGGGCAACGCUACCCGCUCAGAAGAUCGCAAUUUGGCACUCAAGUUGCGGCCACAUGUGCGGGCCUUACGCGAUGCUGACAAGCUUUUACACGACACUACACAGGCGCUGGACGCGCAGGGCUGGGCGCUGGAGCAACUCACGCGCAAUGAGGAGAAAUUCAAGACUAUCAACAAGCCGCCCGACAGCCUAGAUCAACUCAUUGCAUGCGCGCAAACCCUCACCGAGGACGUGCGGCAGACCAGCUCCUUCAUACAUGGCAAUGCGUCACUUCUAUUCAAACGCAGUCUGAGCGAGGCUGGCGAGGAAGAGAUGGACAAUGCAAAAAGCGCUGGCGUCACGCAGGACCAAAAUACUACGAAUCGUGGAAGUUCGGAGUGGGUAGAAGACUACGACUAUGUUUCUUUUGAGUCCAAAGACGCUGCCGCGAAAAAGAAUUCGGCGCUGCGUGAGGCAAUACCAGCUAAUUUGAAAAAGAAUUUCGACACUGUUAUUAAGGCAGCCGAGACCACGGUUAUGGCCGCUUCCAACGUGACAACGCCGACAACCAACAACGCAAAUGCCAAGAAACAAGAGCUCACUCACAAAGACAAGAAGUUGGUGUGCUAUUAUGCUGUGCAAAUAUCAACCCACAUGGGCAACCUGCAGCAGGCGAUCGACUCUUUCCUGGAGACUGUUGAGAAAAACCAGCCACCGAAAUUUUUUAUUGCCUACGGCAAAUUCGUUGUGGUCAGUGCACACAACUUGGUCACCAUUGGCGAUAUAGUGCAUCGAAACAUAUCCAAACAAGAACUGCGCGAGAAAAUUCUACGGUGCACAGAUGCGCUGUCCGAGGCGCUCAAAACGUGUGUGCAAAAGUCAAAGAAGGCCGCAGCCCAAUUCCCCAGCGUCACAGCUGUGCAAGAAAUGGUAGACUCGGUGGUGGACAUUAGUCACUUGGCAGCGGAUCUCAAGGUCGCCAUGUUGCAUGCCGUGCAGCUAAGUUUAUAAAUUGGUCUGGCCUAGAGUUGUAAGUCGUGGUCGCAUACUGCGCUCCUACGGACAUACGCACAUACACAUCUGUAUUCUUCGUAUGCGUAUGCAUGUAUGUAAGCAGAGGGACCACACAGCAACGCGAUGUUUGCCGUUGUUAGUUGUCAAAGGGCUUCAAAAGUCUUCCACACCCAGAGCAAAUCGCCAAACUACUUAAACCGCUGCUAACAGUAAUAAAUGUGCUUCAACGCUUUAUGCUUCCAGCAACAAUAAUUGUAGCAAUUAAUUUACCAGUAAUGGGGCUACUGCAUAUAACAGAUAUUUAAGCACAAAUGAAACAUAAUCAACCGAAGCUGACUGCACGGCAAAAUGUCGGGAAUCAAAAGCCAAAUUCUUGUCGUUUAGAGAGAAAUGAUUUAACGGUAUUGCAAUAAGACAAACAAUUGGGCAUCUAGCAAACGAUUUUCGGAAUAAGUUAGGAAGAGUGCGCGACGAGCGUACGCCGACGAAGCACUUCCACAUACUAAUGUGUGUGUGUGUAUGUAAUUAGUAAUGUUAAUUUAUAUAUAAUUUUAAAUGUGAUAUUUUAAGCGAAAACUGUCUAAGCAAUUAAUACAUAAAUCGCAAAUUUUUACAAAUGCAAUUGCAUGCAACCACAUAUCUAUGUAAAUGUAUAUGUGCGUACACACAAAUAAAUUGUAUUAUACAUACAUAGGGACAUCGACUAUGUAAAGCUUAAUUUAUUUUAAUUUGUUGUAUUUGUAUUGUAGAUAUUUCUUUAUCGAUGUGACAUACCUUCUCGCAUUGACUCCCCGCAUACCCCACUGUAAAUCAAACUUGGUCUUUUUAUUUUUACAUUUAUAUGGUAUGUAGUUAGUUAUUUUUCUCUAAAAGUGCGAAGAAGAGCUUAUGUG
This is a messenger RNA of Anastrepha obliqua, 4212 nucleotides long. RefSeq names its product breast cancer anti-estrogen resistance protein 1 (gene p130CAS). The transcript is spliced from 5 exons. Bases 887 to 3316 code for a protein of 809 amino acids. Gene Ontology annotation, cellular component: cytoplasm; plasma membrane. NCBI's taxonomy places the organism in Eukaryota, Metazoa, Arthropoda, Insecta, Diptera, Tephritidae. Gene Ontology annotation, biological process: cell migration; cell surface receptor protein tyrosine kinase signaling pathway. The record is from RefSeq and is a predicted model, not a curated record. Gene Ontology annotation, molecular function: protein binding.